Molecule: messenger RNA, 3090 nt
Organism: Serpula lacrymans var. lacrymans S7.9
Lineage: Eukaryota; Fungi; Basidiomycota; Agaricomycetes; Boletales; Serpulaceae
Exons: 22
Coding region: 1-3090 (1029 amino acids)
Biological process (GO): protein import into nucleus
Cellular component (GO): cytoplasm; nuclear membrane
Source: RefSeq, a predicted model, not a curated record
AUGAACCCGGCUGCGUUUCUUCCUGUCUUAUCCGUGUCUGAUGUACAACAAGCUGCUCAAUUGAUCCACCAGGCGUAUGCGCCUGGAGCCCACAUAUCUCCCGAUGAUCAGCGUCGUAUCCAGCAAGAGCUUCUCAGCAUCCAAAAACGCCCAGAGGCAUGGGGGCUCGUCGUACCAUUCCUAGAGAACCAGGAUCCUAAUGUCCAGUUUUUCGGUGCACAUACUGCGCAAGUUAAAAUAGCACGAGACUGGGACUCAUUCCCUCAAGACAACGCGCUCCAACUACGUGACCUUCUACUUGAAUUGACGGUACAUGCCGUUUUAGCUGGACGCACGAAGGUUAUCUUGCGUAAAUUGUUUAUUGCUCUCACGUCCUUGGCCCUGAAAAUUGCAACUGGAGGAUCCUCUGAUUGGCCAGAUUGGAUCAUAUCAUCUGUCAAUUUCCUAUCUGGCCGAGGAGUAUUUACAGAAUAUAUGCUUGAUUUCCUGUCCAUCGUUGCAGAAGAGAUAGACACCGCUGCGCUCAUAGGUCCCAGUAAAAUGCAGAUGCAUCAGUCAUUACUGGACGCAGCACCGAUGGUCGUUCAAGCCAUCAUAUCCUCCAUAACCCAACCAAAAGAGCAAUUUAGAAUCCAAGAGUUCAAUUCAGCGUUGAAGUGCCUACAAGCAUGGAUUCCUAUUCUUCGUGGCAAUGAACUUACACCGUUGAUACCUUUAUUGAUCAAUUUACUGUCACCAUCGGUGACGCCUCUACAUCCGGAAGGAGAAUUUGAUGAAUCAAUAUUUGUCCCUGCUUCCGAUGCUCUCCAAGAAAUCACGUCAAAAUCCUCUUUAUCUGGUGGAGCUGGCUCCAGGACGCUCACCGACCCACUUUUGACGUGGCUAGAUUUAUACGGAGCUGGUUUCGCAGAUGCUCUUUCUCACUCAUUUUGCAAAUUGCUAGUUGCUCUAGGAGACCACUCAAACUCUUAUCUCGCGUCCAAUAUCGUGUCUUCAGUAUACGUUCCGAGGACCAGGGCACAUCUAGUUCAAAAUUUUCUUAGGCUGAUAUUAGGGUAUACUGCUCUUCCAGGAUACUAUGGUGUUGACGAAGAAGAGAGCGAGAUGACUCUUGGUUUCUGGUAUCUGUUUCAGGAAUCGCUGUGGAGUGUCGAGUACGACUUGGAAGAAGACGAAGAAGGAAAUAGGCAACCACCGCAAGAAACCGACAAAGAAAAAGAACAAUGGGCAGUGGUGAAGGCUGUGUACAGUGAACUGGUGCAAGUUCUCAAGAGAAAGGUCAUUUGGCCUGACCGAACCGUUUUGAGCGGGUGGGGAAAAGAUCAGAGAGACAAAUAUCAAGUGUACCGGAGAGAUGUUGGCGAUACCCUUAUCAAUGCCUAUUAUAUCCUGCGCAACGACAUGCUGGCUUAUUACUUAAAUGAUCUGAUUGAACAUGUAUCGGCAAGGAAUGAUAGUGAUGGUUGGGAGGACAUUGAAGCCACGCUGCACUGUAUAAUGUCCAUUCAGGAAGCAAUACCUCUAGAAGACAAUCCUUUCCUUGCUCGACUUUUUGGCCACGAGGUACUUGGCCGUUUACCAAGGACUGGGCAAGAUAGAAUCAGACGCACAACUCUAGGCCUCAUCGGAACAUACGCCUCAUGGUUUACCACGCAAUCCCUAACAUCAACGCCCACUUCGUCACCGACUCUUCUUAUGAAUACCGUAUCUUAUGUCGUUGCCGCACUUCCGGAGCAGAUGCUGUGUCUCUCGGCUGCCAAUUCUCUGCGUGAUCUCUGCGAUGCUAACCGCACUGCGCUCGCUCCUCACAUUGGCGCAUUCGCGGAGCUGCAUGCUGGCUUGACGGGUAUUCCGGAUACCGAAAAAUGUAAGGUGCUACAGUCUAUCGCUAGUGUCAUCCAGGCUUUGCCACCAGAAGAAGAGAUACCGCCGGUUCAGGCUAUUGUUAGUCCAGUGGUAGAGAAGCUCGUUCAAGCUCUACAGUCUUCUACACAGCUUCCUGAAGAGGCUCGCACCAUGAUUGUGGUGCAGUUGCAAACCCUGACUGGAGUAGCCAAAGGCCUCACUCGUACUACGGAUUCUCUACUCAUCCUUGAAGAGUCUCCAGAAGAGCAAGUAGAAGUUGAACGGGUGCGACAAGCCCGCAAAGACUACAGGAUGAUCAAGUUGCGUGAGGACCUCUUUACUGCUAUCAGGAAUACUGUGGAUAUGUGGUCGACCGAUGCCGGUGUCAGUGACGCACUCAGCGAGCUAUUCAGAUCGAUAACUGCACUACCCUCCGAUAUGACAUUGCUUUCUCUCCCUGCUGGCCCUCUUCUCGAGCUCGUUUGCUUUGCCUCUCAGAGACAGCUCACAGCUAUCUGGCUGACUCUCGCCAAUAUGCUCAUCAUACAAGUAGACCCUCCUACUUUGAUUCCUUCAACUUUGAAGUCUGGUCCAAAUGUUGAGGCACAGACCGUACUCUCCAAUGUUCUCCCUGCGUUACUGCAGACAUCUUUGACUGCGCUUGGCCACCCAGGAGCCAUGGAAUCUAACCCCGAUAUUGUGCAGGCAUUUUUUAGCUGCAUGGACACUGUAGCGAAAAACUUUGUUGCGGCUUUUUAUAGACUUCAACCUGGAGCACUAGAUACACUUAUGCGAUGCGCGAUUGGAUCAUUAUCACUACAGGAGCGCUACUCCCUAGUCUCAGCAUGUACAUUCCUCGCCGCACUGAUCAGUAAAACGGCCAACAGCGAUGAGUUGGGCGAUGCUAGUGCUAUGCUCAUUCAGGCUCAUGGACGGCCGAUAAUGCGAGCUAUCCUAUGUGGUUUUGCUAGCGUGGCUCCGCGGUCCGCGACAGUAAACCUCAUUGAGCUUCUUAUGACGUUGAAUUCAAGGCACCCAGCAGAGACCAGGGCCUGGAUGAAUGAGAUUCUAUUUGCGGAUGACUUCGUGCAGUCUAAAGCUGGCCCAGACGCCAAGAAGGCGUUCAUCAAGGCUGUGGUAAGUUCACGAUCUCCGAAGAAGACGAGAGAUUCAGCACAGCAGUUCAUAUUAGUUGCAAGAGGUCUGGAAGGGUCAAGUUUCGGGUAUGCAUCCGGUAGCAUGUGA